Messenger RNA from Aedes albopictus (Asian tiger mosquito), 5061 nucleotides. RefSeq lists its product as uncharacterized. The record is from RefSeq and is a predicted model, not a curated record. The transcript has a single exon. Gene Ontology annotation, molecular function: zinc ion binding; nucleic acid binding. Lineage: Eukaryota; Metazoa; Arthropoda; Insecta; Diptera; Culicidae. Gene Ontology annotation, biological process: DNA integration. Bases 1 to 5061 code for a protein of 1686 amino acids.
AUGGAAUCCCAAUACUACCGAGUCAAAGGGUUUUUGCUGAACAAGUCGCCUAUCGCACCACCCCCCUCGCCUGCUCUUCCUCCAAGCGCCCAACCUCAUGCUCCGUCUACACACGUUCGUCUACCAGAUGUGAAGCUCCCUGUUUUCAACGGAAGUUUGGAGCACUGGCUAAACUUCCAUGACCUCUACAUAUCGCUAGUCCACUCUUCGCAAGACCUGUCCAGUAUCCAAAAAUUCUAUUAUCUCCGGUCGUCACUUUCCGGAGAGGCUCUGAAACUGAUUCAGACCAUACCAAUUACCGCUACAAACUAUCCCGUUGCGUGGAAUCUGCUGGUUGAACAUUUUCAGAACACUGGUCGUCUGAAAGCUUCCUAUGUCGAUGCGCUUUUCGAGUUCCCCACCCUCAAACGAGAAUCGUCUGUAGAAUUACACUCUCUCGUAGAAAAGUUUGAGGCCAACGUCCGAAUUCUUCAGCAACUGGGGGAGGAAACCAACGCUUGGGACAUUCUACUAGUCCGUAUGCUAAGCAGUCGCCUCGAUCCCACUACAAGGAGGGACUGGGAGGAGCAUUCGUCCACCUUACGUGCCGUUACCUUCAAGGAGCUCACCACUUUCAUUCAACGGAGGGUCAACGUACUACAGAGUAUCAGUCAUAAGGCUCCUGACACCUCUGGACCCACCUCUGUUAAGAAGCUGUCUAACCCACGUCCAUUCGCCAGCCACGGGGCUUCUCCGGUCAACGGCAGAAAAUGCAUCCUCUGUCCUGAGCAGCAUCCGCUGUACAUGUGUCCUACGUUUUCCAAAAUGCACGUCGAAGAUAAGGAGAAAGAGAUACGCCGUCACCAACUCUGCAGGAAUUGCCUUCGCAAGGGACACAUGAGUAGAGACUGUUCGUCAAACAACACCUGUCGGCGAUGUAAGGGUCGUCAUCAUACUCAACUGUGCAGCAACGAUUCGUCAUCCACGCAGAAGACACCUGAAGUCGCAUCGAAACAACCACCAUCGCAAUCUACGAGCGAGCAACCUACCACCUCCGCGUCUGCAACACACAUGCAACCGAAAAGCUACGCUUCAGCUGGCCGAAACCGUGCAACCGUACUGUUAGCUACUGCGGUCGUGCACAUAAUCGACGACACCGGCACUUCGCACAUCGCUAGAGCGCUCCUCGACUCGGGAAGCGAAUGUUGUUUUGCAACCGAAACAUUUUCUCAACUCUUGAAGGUGCAUCGCAAAAGGGUCUCUAUUCCAAUCGCCGGCAUCGGGCAUUCUACUACGCAAGCCAAACACAAAUUCACCUCUACGAUUCGUUCGCGAAUCAGCGACUAUUCUGCCACCGCCGAAUUUCUCGUGCUCCCAAAAGUCACGGUCAGCUUACCGUCAACGUCGUUGGACAUCUCGACUUGGGAAAUUCCUUCAGGGGUGCAGUUGGCAGACCCAUCGUUCUGCACCACCAGCACCAUUGAUCUUGUUCUUGGUGCCGAAAUCUUUUUUGAUCUCUUUAAAGUCCCUGGCAGAAUUCCCCUUGGUGAAGAUUUGCCGAUGCUCAUCAACUCUGUCCUUGGCUGGGUGGUCUCCGGUCGUUCUAACCAUUGCCAACCGUCCACUACCAUCACCGCCAACGUCGCAGCUGUCGGUGACCUGCACCAGCUAAUGGAACGAUUUUGGACCAUCGAAGAAGGCGAAGCAUCCCCCUGCCACUCGGUAGAAGAAGCAGCUUGUGAAACACACUUCCGUCAAACCGUUACUCGCACUCAAGAAGGCCGAUACGUCGUUCGUCUCCCACUGAAAGAUGACGUCAUCAAGAACCUUGGCAACAACCGUUGCACCGCUGUUCGCCGUUUCCAACUGGUUGAGUCACGCCUGCAGCGAAACCUUCAUCUGGGCACCCAGUACAGCAGCUUUAUGAAGGAGUACUACGACCUGGGCCAUAUGCAACGAGUAGCUCACACCGAAGAAUCAACCACCCAAACAUAUCACCUCCCCCACCAUGCUGUGAUACGCGAGGAUAGUGCGACGACGAAGGUGCGCGUCGUCUUCGACGCGUCAUGCAAGACGAGCAGUGGAAACUCCCUCAACGAUGCGAUGCUAGUUGGACCGAUCGUACAAGACGACCUUCGAUCCAUCGUUCUACGUUCUCGGAUUCAUCCCGUGAUGCUAAUUGCGGACAUUAAGCAGAUGUACCGCCAAAUAUUGGUCGACGAACGAGACACGCCGCUGCAGCGUAUUGUGUGGAGAGAGUCCCCCGACAACGCCCUCGACACCUACGAGCUCAAGACUGUUACAUACGGAACCGCUAGUGCCCCAUUUCUAGCAACGCGAGUCUUACAACAGCUAGCAGACGAUGAACAACACGAGUUCCCGGAGGCAGCUGCAGUCCUACGUAAGGAUUUUUAUGUGGACGACCUUUUCUCCGGUGGCAGCAGCAUACCCGAGACGAUCAACCUCCGAAGGCAAUUGCACUCAUUGCUGGAACGUGGGGGCUUCGAAUUACGAAAGUGGGCAUCGAAUGAGCCCGCAGUUCUGGAAGAUAUCCCGGAGGAAAACAAGGCUCUGCAGCAGACUGUCGAUUUGGAUCGAGACCAGCUCAUCAAAACCCUCGGACUUCAUUGGGAACCAAACGCCGACAUAUUGAGGUACAACGUGAAACUACCUCAAGCAGAUCCGACCGCAACGCUCACCAAACGCCUGGCCCUCUCCUACAUCGCUCAGCUUUUUGACCCACUGGGAUUGGUGGGCCCCGUUGUAACAACCGCCAAGCUGUUUAUGCAGGCAUUGUGGACUCUCAAAAGCAGCAACGGCAGUAUUUGGGGUUGGGACGAAGAGCUUCCUGUAGCAGCACGGGACCGUUGGCAAUCCUACCACGAGCAGCUUCCGCUGCUAAAUCACAUCAAAAUCGACCGCUUUGUCCUAUGCUCUGAUGCGACGACACUGCAGCUGCACUUCUUUUCGGAUGCAUCGGAGAGUGCAUAUGGUGCAUGUGUCUAUUUGCAAUCCGAAAAUUCGUCUGGGCAAGUUAAGGUUGCGUUGCUGACCUCAAAAUCAAAGGUUGCGCCUUUGAAACGGCAAAGCAUUCCACGUUUGGAACUUUGCGGUGCCCUUCUCGCAGCGCAAUUAUUCGAAAAGGUGACCUCCUCUCUGUCUAUGCGCCCCGAAACCUACUUCUGGGUCGACUCGACAACUGUCCUCAGUUGGCUAAAUUGUACACCGUCUACUUGGACAACCUUCGUGGCGAACAGGGUUUCCAAAAUACAGCUGUCCACAACCAAUUGCAAUUGGAAGCACGUAGCUGGUGAGCAAAACCCCGCUGAUUGUCUCUCUCGAGGAACCUCAGCCGAGCUUCUUCUCUCUAAUGACCUGUGGUGGCACGGUCCAAGGUGGCUACAACGAGACCAAGCGGACUGGCCCAGUGGUCAUCUAACUGCAGUGAAUCCUCAAAGCGAAUGCGAAAUCAGGAAGACACCAGCAACCAUCAUCUCUGCAACAGUUGAAGAAUCUUUCAUCGAUCUCUACGUCAGCAGAUUCUCCAACUACCAGCGCAUGCUUAGGGUGACCGCAUACUGCAGACGUUUUCUGCAAAACUGUGGGCGAAGCAAUCAACCUCGAACAGCAUCUCCCAUCAUCAGCGCAGAGGAAAAACAAGAAGCUGAAAAGACUCUGAUUAGAUUGGUGCAACAACAAUCCUAUCCUAACGAGUGGAAAUGCCUCCAAAACCAGCAACUCGUUUCGACCAAGUCCCGGCUAAAAUGGUUCCACCCUAUUCUCGAUUCGGAAAAUCUGAUUCGCAUUGGAGGCCGCCUGCACCGAUCCCAGCAAUCCUACGACACUAAACACCAAAUCAUUCUUCCAUCGACUUCCCCAAUCUCCGCUCUACUGGUUCGGAGCAUUCACGAGGAAAAUCUACACGCUGCCCCCCAACUGCUGAUUGGUCUUCUCCGCCUCCGGUACUGGAUUACAGGGGCCAGGGACCUGGCCAAGAAAAUCUUCCACACAUGCACCAUCUGCUUCAGAGCACGUCCGAAACGCAUCGAGCAGUUCAUGGCGGAAUUACCAUCAGCCCGAAUUACUGCAUCACGACCUUUUUCCUCGACUGGAAUCGACUAUUGGGGACCGAUCUUCGUACAGCCAACACAACGCAAAGCAUCACCACGGAAGGCCUUCGUUGCAGUUUUCGUGUGCUUCUGCACAAAGGCCGUCCACCUUGAAUUGGUUGCCGAUCUGUCUACAGCCAAAUUCCUCCAAGCUCUGCGUCGAUUUGCCUCCCGGCGAGGACUGUGCUCGGAUAUCUACAGCGAUAAUGGGCGAAACUUCGUCGGAGCUGCCAAUGAGUUACGCCAACUUCUUCAGAACAAGGAACAUCACGAGCAAAUCGCCCAGGAAUGCGCACACAACAACAUCAGAUGGCACUUCAAUCCUCCUAAGGCGUCCCACUUCGGUGGCCUCUGGGAGGCCGCAAUUAAUUCGGCACAGAAGCACUUUAUCCGGGCUCUGGGGACACAAACACUCCCGUACGACGACAUGGAGACGUUGCUGUCCCAGAUCGAAUGCUGCCUGAACUCGAGGCCCCUUGUGUCCAUCAGCGAUGACCCGUCGGACCUGGAACCUCUAACGCCUGGCCACUUCCUGGUCAGAUCAGCCCUCAAAGCAGUUCCUGACGCUGACGUCACUUCGAUUCCCUUUAAUCGGCUGAAGAAAUGGCAGCAAACGCAGAAACUCUACCAACAAAUAUGGGAGCGAUGGCAUCGGGACUAUCUCGUCACACUCCAACCACGAUCGAAAUGGUGUAAUCCUCCUGUUCUCCUCGAAAGGAAUCAGCUCGUCGUUCUGUUGGAUGAAAACCUUCCUCCUAUGCGCUGGCCGAUGGCCAGAAUACACGACGUGCAUCCCGGUCCAGACGGUGUCGUUCGUGUUGUCACCGUCAAAACAUCCACCGGCUUGUACACGCGGCCGGUAACGAAAAUAUGCCUGCUGCCAAUCUCUCCAACAACGCCUCCAUCCGAUGAAUCACCACAAGCACCAAACAACAGCAUCCAAAUCGAAGAAAUCCAACCAGCCUGCAACUGA